This is a messenger RNA of Orycteropus afer afer, 990 nucleotides long. RefSeq names its product phosducin-like protein 2. The record is from RefSeq and is a predicted model, not a curated record. NCBI's taxonomy places the organism in Eukaryota, Metazoa, Chordata, Mammalia, Tubulidentata, Orycteropodidae. Gene Ontology annotation, biological process: protein folding. Gene Ontology annotation, cellular component: cytoplasm.
AUGCUGCGAACAGCGAACCACCGCCCCGGGCCGCCCCCUGCGCAAGUGGCCGUGGCAUCCCCGUUUCUACUGCUGCUGCUGCUCACCUGCGGCGCCGGUGCCUGCCAAGGUGCUCCAAUAUUACCUGAAGGAUUAUGGCCUGAACAAGAACUAUGGCUAUGGAAUAAGAUAGCGGAUGCUUGUUCAUCUUUCCUGUUCACUGAGUCUCAGUCUCAGGAACCAGAAGAAAAAGAUAAUGCCAAAAGGGAUCCAAAUGAAGAUACAGAAUGGAAUGAAAUUUUAAGAGACUUUGGCAUUCUUCCUCCAAAAGAAGAACCAAAAGAUGAAAUUGAAGAAAUGGUUUUACGUUUACAGAAUGAAGCAAUGGUUAAACCAUAUGAAAAGAUGACUCUUGCACAGUUGAAGGAAGCUGAAGAUGAAUUUGAUGAUGAAGACAUGAGAGCUAUUGAAAUAUAUAGAGAAAAGCGGUUGCAGGAAUGGAAAGCCCUUAAGAAAAAACAAAAAUUUGGGGAAUUAAGAGAAAUUUCAGGAAAUCAGUAUGUGAAAGAAGUCACAAAUGCAGAAAAAGAUGUUUGGGUUAUAAUUCAUCUAUACAGAACAAGCAUCCCAAUGUGUUUACUGGUGAACCAACAUCUUAGUCUCCUAGCAAGAAAGUUUCCAGAAACUAAAUUUGUUAAAGCCAUUGUGAACAGCUGUAUUCAACAUUACCAUGAUAAUUGUUUACCAACAAUUUUUGUUUAUAAAAAUGGUCAGAUAGAAGGCAAAUUCAUUGGAAUUAUAGAAUGUGGAGGGAUAAAUCUCAAGCUAGAAGAACUUGAAUGGAAGCUAGCAGAAGUUGGAGCAGUACAGACUGAUUUGGAAGAAAACCCAAAAAAAGGCAUUGUAGAUGUGAUGGUGUCUUCAAUUAGAAACACUUCUAUUUAUGAUGAUGGUAACAGUUCAAACAGUGAUAAUGAUGAUACCAAAUAGAAAUAGUUAAUAAACGGCUUU